CGGCACCCCACGGAAUCAUCCGUACAGCGAUGAGCCCCUGCUGCGCCACACCCCGGGCCGUAUUGUGAAGCGCCAAUCAAGUGCAAAUCGAGUUUGUCGGUGAUCGACAAUCGCCCUUCAACAACACCAGACUGCGACUCUGGACCGCGGCUCGCACGAGGCGGUGUAUCGCAACUCUCAAAACCGCCAAUCCCUCUCGAGGGAUUGAGCAAACCCGCAAAGAGAUGGGCUCAUUUCUGUCGAAGAACGAAUUCCCCGUUGAGGGCCGUACGGUCCUCAUCACCGGCGGCUCGCGCGGUCUAGGGCUCAGCGCAGCGCGUCAGCUCGCCGGAAAGGGCGCGAAUGUUAUCAUCGCUGCACGCGAUGUCGGCAAGCUGGAGGAGGGUGUUGCCCACAUUUCGCAAGGCGCCCGGUUCCCCGACAAGCAGCGCUUCCACUACAUCCGCGCCGACGUGACCACGGCGGCCGAGUGCGCUCGCGUGGUGAAGGAGGCGACGGCGUGGAACGACGGCGCGCCGCCCGACAUCGUCUGGUGCUGCAGCGGCAGCGCCCACCCGACUCUGGUCAUCGACACCCCCGUGGAGCAAUUCCAAACCAUGAUGGACAGCAACUACUUCUCGUGCGCGUACAUGGCGCACGCGAUACUCAACGCCUGGCUGCGCUCUCCCGCGCCCGCGGACGCCGACGCCGGCAGCAGCCGCAAGACCCCUGCCCCCCCGGCGCGCCACCUCAUCUUCACGGGCUCCUUCGUCUCCUUCUACAGCUUCGCCGGCUUCACGCCGUACGCGCCGUCCAAGGCGGCCGUCCGCUCGCUGGCCGACUCGCUCUCGCAGGAGAUGAACCUGUACGCGGGGGCGCGGCCGGACCUGCCGCGCGUGCGCGUGCACGCCGUGUUCCCGGCCACCAUGCCGACGCAGUCGCUCGAGGACGAGAACCGCGUCAAGACCGACCUGACCAAGGCGCUCGAGGAGGGCGACCAGGUGCUGAGCCCGGACGAGUGCGCGCGCCGCGCCAUCGCCGGCCUCGAGGCCGGCGAGGAGCUCGUGCCCACCUCCACCAUCAUCCGCCUGGUCAUGACCUCCGUGAUGGGCGGCAGCGUGCGCGGCGGCUUCUGGAAGGGCCUGGCCAACACGCUGCUCGGCUGGGUGGUGCUGAUCGUGAUGGUGUUCAUCCGGUGGGAUAUGGACAGCAAGGUCUCCAAGUGGGGGAGGCAGCACGGCGCGAGCGGGAUGCUGGGGAAGAAGUGAUGGUCGGCUGAGGGUCAGAGCAUUGUAUUCUGCUGAUUAUGUUGUUUCGUGAUCGAGGUUUUAAGGAGUUUAACGGCUGAAGCAGGCUGGGAAAAUAAUUGCUGAUCGGAGAAAACAGGCCACGUAGUUAGGGAUUCGCUUUCCCAAUAUCUAGUAAGCUAUCAAAAGUCGUCAAGGUCAAUAGGAAAGCCUCCCUGUUCCCAGGCUGUCGCGGCCUGCAGCCUACCAAGAACUGUACCUUAUCAUUCCUUUGAACUUGCCAUGCCUCUCGAUGGACAUGAUUCGAUUAAAAGGCGUGCUCCUCGACGCCAAGUUGCCGGGUAAUA
Molecule: messenger RNA, 1573 nt
Organism: Thermothielavioides terrestris NRRL 8126
Lineage: Eukaryota; Fungi; Ascomycota; Sordariomycetes; Sordariales; Chaetomiaceae
Exons: 3
Coding region: 225-1247 (340 amino acids)
Biological process (GO): sphingolipid biosynthetic process
Cellular component (GO): endoplasmic reticulum membrane
Molecular function (GO): 3-dehydrosphinganine reductase activity
Source: RefSeq, a predicted model, not a curated record